AUUUGGCGUCUUUGGCGAAUCGCCUCGUAGCGAAGCCAUAAAAAAAGAGAAGAAGAAGAAUAUUUUGGUUAGGUUAGGUAUUUUUAUAUAUUUCUUUUCUUAUAUAUUAUAUAUAAUAUUACUUUUGUAAAACUGUAGUUAAAAUGGAUACAACUGAAGAUUCCCUUAUUUUACAGAAAAAGCUCUAUUUUUUAUUAGAACAACUUCAGAAUAUGGCUAAAGAUCUCCCACCUAAAUAUCAAAUGAGGCUGCCCUGUGAGCUACUAUCAAGCUUAGCGAAUUGUUUACUUAACGAGACAGUAUUUGAAAUAGUGAAGGGCCUUUUAGAAAUUCAACAUGUUACUGAACAACAUUUAUAUCAACAGAGAUUGCAAUUUGUUCACCAGAAAAAAAGUACCUAUCGUCACAAAAGUCGACAGCAGCCAAUCCGUUGGUAUACACAAGAAGUCUACAGCAGUACCAUUCGACAUCAAGAAGUUACCAUCGAACCAGAUAAAUACCAAAAGCCAUACAUAAGUAUAAUCUGCAAAUUGUUAGUUUUGGCAAGAAUUUGAAUAUAUUUGUUAAUGCAGUUAAUAAGUCAUAUUUCUAUUAUAU
Diabrotica virgifera virgifera (western corn rootworm) is the source of this 597-nucleotide messenger RNA. It is a transcript of the gene gdl, whose product is annotated as protein DGCR6L. The record is from RefSeq and is a predicted model, not a curated record. Lineage: Eukaryota; Metazoa; Arthropoda; Insecta; Coleoptera; Chrysomelidae. The coding region runs from base 144 to 554 and encodes 136 amino acids. The transcript is spliced from 3 exons.